AUGUUGCACAUUGUUUUAUGCGUUUUGUCUUUAUUUUCUGUUAUUAACGGUCAAGUUGUUUUUGAUGCGGCGAAUUGUAGCGAAGCUAAUUUAAGUAAUUUCACUAAUUAUCAGUAUGUUAAUGUAACAAACGCUGAAGUUGUAAUAAUAGUGAAAAAUAUACCAUCUGCUUCAACGUUUUUUGUGAUUCAAGCUCAUAGUUUUUUGAAUGAUAUUAUAUUAAGCAAUAAUUCUGUUCCCGAACUACAUUUUUACAAUGAGGGAACAAAUGUUGGGCUAGUCCAGGUUACUUUAGGUAAAAGUAACUUCACCUUUUAUUUAUUAAACGCCAAUAAGAAUACAACUGCAAAUGUGCUUAUUGCAGUUACAUUAUACGCAGAAAAAGACCCUAUUCCAGGAGGAUGCAAUCUCGUAUUUGAUGUGGAAAAUGCUCCUUAUCAACUUAUAAACUACAACAAGAAUAUGGUAGAAGUCAGUGUCCAAGCACCUUCAGUGUUUGGACGCACAUGUGAAGAAAACAUUUUCAGCUUGGAAAUUUAUCGGAUAUAUUUGCCUGAGAAAGAAAUCAGCUCCGAAAGUUAUUUUAAUGGAAUAGAAAAGAUGAUUACAGUUGAAAGUAUCCGAAAACACGGUUGGAGAAUGCACAAUAAAACAAAUGGCCAUAAUAAACUUCGAGUUCUAUACAGUGCCUAUCCUGGUAUUGGUUCUGUGUAUGCCAUGAUCGCAGUGUAUAAAACUGGUGAGGCUGCUUACGUACCAGCAGUCACAUAUGCUUGUGAUGCAAAGAAUAGGAUGAUGGAUGAUUGUGUUCAACCAGCAACGCCAUUUUGGAAAAUGAUUUGCGGAAUUUCAAUAGCAUGGGGAUUAUUAAUGUGUUUAUUCGGUUUUAUGUUUCCUUUCCUUGUUUCAUAUAUCUUUACUGGAUUUAUUAUUGGAGCACUUAUUAUGUAUAUCAGAAAAAAAGUUAUUGACGAACUACUGAAAAAAACAGUCAAAAACGUAAUUCUUAAUAAAUUUUUAGAUUUACGUUUAUUUCAUUAUUAUUAUUAUUAUUCAUGUUUUACACUACAUAUAAUUAUAUUUCUGAAUAGAUCCCGGGCUUCCGAGGCUUCUAAGCCCACCACUGAGCCCGUUUAUUGCAUUAAGAUAAUAGAUAAGGUCUAUGUAACAGCGACAUCUAUGUUAUCGCAUGUCAUUAUUUGGAUGGCAGUAUGGUAUAAAUGUCGUUCAUUGCGUUCUGUUAUUGAAUUACUGCUGAACGGAAUGCUGAUUGCAUCAUUUUUUUUCCAAGUUUUUAUAGGUGACUUCUUCAUCUUUGAAAGCAAUUUAAAUUAUUGGGUAGUUUUUUGGGCUAUUGUCGUGGUUGUUGCAAUACUUCAAGGUUUGUGUUGCCUGCUACAAGUAAAAACCACUAACAGUGUUCUGGGUGCCUUUACUACCAUUUUAGCGAUAGAUUACUUUGCUGGAUCUUACGUACGAUAUAUCGUGAUCAACACGAUCAGGAGACUAACUGUCGACGAUUUCAAUCUAGCUAUCAUUAGUCCUCCUGCCCAGUUCCGAGACAUAUUGAUGUACUUUUCUUGUUUGGUACUGUUGGUAUGUAGUGCCAUUUUCAAUAUGUGUGUAGGCAUGGGAUCGGCUGGCUUAUCUGAUACAACUCCGCUGCUUGAUUAAGGAUCUGCUUCUUUUUUUAUAUAAAAUUUUGCUAUAUAUCUAUAUGACAAUAAAAACAUGUAUUUUUUUAAUCUUUCGUAAAAUCAAUAAAUAUGUAAUAACAAAAAGUA
This is a messenger RNA of Agrilus planipennis (emerald ash borer), 1784 nucleotides long. RefSeq names its product transmembrane 7 superfamily member 3-like. The record is from RefSeq and is a predicted model, not a curated record. Bases 1 to 1674 code for a protein of 557 amino acids. The transcript has 10 exons. NCBI's taxonomy places the organism in Eukaryota, Metazoa, Arthropoda, Insecta, Coleoptera, Buprestidae.